This is a messenger RNA of Stylonychia lemnae, 1593 nucleotides long. The record is from the annotation of a GenBank genome assembly. NCBI's taxonomy places the organism in Eukaryota, Ciliophora, Spirotrichea, Sporadotrichida, Oxytrichidae.
AUGGAUUACAAAAUUUUAAUCUAAAAUAAUCUCUCUGAAAAGCAUGGCCGCUUUGAUUUUUACUACUCCAAGAAUAUAGAUAAGAUUGUUAAGGACUAACCAAAUAGUCGACUAGUCGCCAUAUUUAAGGACUAUCUUAUCUACGAUGAUUGCUCAUGUGAAUGUCUAAGAAGAUACUAUAAAACAUAUGAGGGGAUGGACAAGUUGAGCAAAUUGACAGAUUUCUAUCAAGAUUACGCUGAUAUUUUCCCCUCCUAUGCUUUAUUACUUCAACCUUGUCAAGAUGAGAUGAGUAUGAUAUUGAAGGAAAAAGAGGGCAUGGCUAAAUAUAUGUACAAAAAUAUUAGAAGGAAGCAAAGGAUAAUAGAUGAGAAAUUUUCAUUUAAAGGAGGUAAUAAUCAGGACAAAAUUUUUUUCACUCCUAGCUUUAUGCACAGCGUUGUCAAGUUUGAAUAAAAUAUCAUCAAAAGAGAGAGAGUGAAUUAUCUCCGAAAAAUAGCAUUUGGCUUAUCAAUUAGUGAUUUAUUGGAUUAAUUUAUUGAGAAGGACACAUAAGAUAUAGUUGAUGAACAAGAGUUCUUUGUUGGUAGGGUCAUUGAGCCACUUCAUUUUGUUGAUAAUGUAUUUCAUGUUGAGCUUGAAAAUAGACUCAAACAGCAAUUAUUCCAAAAGAAAAGAUCUUCAUCAAGAUCAAAGAGCCCAUUGGUCUCCUCAAGAAAAUUCGUUCCUGAUAUAAAUUAGAAAAAAGCCAAUAAUGUUAUUGCAAAUACAAACUCUGCUUAAAAGUCUAGAACAACACCAGCUUAGUCAGCUAGAAUUUAAAUGAAGACUCAGACUAGUCCUAGAUAGACCCAUAACAUUAGCAAGUAAAGAUCACCAUCCUAGACAAAGACUGAAAGAAAUCCUGUAAAGCAAUCAGCUUAAUUGAGAUCUCCGAUGAAAAAUAUUAAUAAUAUAGGAACCCCUAAUAACUUACUGAAAAAGCAUGAGAUGCUUCAAUCAAGAAUAACACCUCACAAGGAGAUUAAGAAUACUGGCAUAGUUUAAUAAUCUUAGCAUCGCCAAAGCUAAUCCCCCAUAUUCAGUCCCAAGUUGCAAAUUUAGAAUAGAUCUCCAGUACUACCAAGAUAAAAUGGAAAACCUCUAAUAUCACAUAAAAAAUCAGCUACUAACUACAAAUUCAAUCUGCCUAAAUCAUCUAUUGAUGAAAAUAACUAGUUUGCUACUCCUAAUAAGAAUGUUAUUAGAACAAGAGAUAUUAGCGGAUCUAAAGGAAGACUUCAGAGAAAUAUUCCUUAAAAUAUAUAGGAGGUUCAAAUAUUUGAUAAUCAAAUUAUAAAUGAAGAGUCUAGCAAAUCAAUAACUAAUCUGCACUCUUCAAUAUAAGCUCCAAGUUUUGUAUAGGGAAUUUCUAUGACAACAGCUAAUAAAAUAAGAGAGUCAAUUAUUAAAAAGCCAUUUGUCAAAUAGAAUCAUAAUCCACCCAACGGAAGAAAUCAUCAUCAGUUUAGCACUAUAUAGUGCCAUGAAAUUUCAGAAGGGCAAAUCAUAUCUUUGAAUAUGUUUAAGGAGAGCACUCUGUUUAAUAAUUGA